ACAACCACAGCGUCGAAAGAAUGGACGAGAAUUGCUUCAGAAUUUCCAAACAAGAGCCAACGGGAGAUCUGAACUUCUACACGUUGCAGAAGAACCGUUUCCCUUGCAACUCCGCCUUGUGUUUAGUUCAAUGUGAACGCUGUCCGAAGGGCAUCGCUUGCGCUCAUGAGUAUACUUGCACGUGUCAGCAAUAUGCAUACAGAAAUUCAUGUAAACACUCGCACAUUUUGAUGUUAUCGGAGCGAUUAACUCCGAAUGCGGUAUCCGAUUGCGAUGACAGAGCAUCAUCGAUCUCGGCUGAUGAUAGGGUUAAAACCGUCGCUGGACCGGUGUUCGUCGACGGGGUUGAAACCGUGGGUGUAAGGGACGUCACUGAUGGGGUUCCAACCAGCAAUGGGACGACGAUUGUCGUCGACGGGGUUGAAACCGUCGAAGAUGAGGUGAAUUAUUUCUAUUCAUGCCGAUGACUAAUUUCCCUAAUUUAUAAGUGUGUCAAUUCUGAAACAGGCACUGUCCAUAGAUGCAGCCAUUGCCAAAUUAGGUUCAGUUUUCGAGGAAGUUUGCUCAAAUCUAGCCAUUUCUGAAUGCGUUCCGAAAGGUGGGUACACAAACAAAAGUUCCAAAGUAUGAGAAGAAAAAGAGUUGCAAACUAGCAACAUGACGUACAAGUAGUUCGAAUUCAGUAAUUGUGGCUAGUCUUUAAAAAUAGUUGGACGUAAUUCAGGGUAAGAUUAAGGCCUCCAUCGAAAAUGACCACUUAA
Messenger RNA from Tigriopus californicus, 761 nucleotides. RefSeq lists its product as uncharacterized. Bases 21 to 467 code for a protein of 148 amino acids. Gene Ontology annotation, molecular function: zinc ion binding. The record is from RefSeq and is a predicted model, not a curated record. Lineage: Eukaryota; Metazoa; Arthropoda; Copepoda; Harpacticoida; Harpacticidae. The transcript has 2 exons.